Tetrapisispora phaffii CBS 4417 is the source of this 930-nucleotide messenger RNA. It is a transcript of the gene PHO23, whose product is annotated as Pho23p. The transcript has a single exon. Gene Ontology annotation, biological process: regulation of DNA-templated transcription. Gene Ontology annotation, cellular component: nucleus; Rpd3L-Expanded complex; Rpd3L complex. The record is from RefSeq and is a predicted model, not a curated record. NCBI's taxonomy places the organism in Eukaryota, Fungi, Ascomycota, Saccharomycetes, Saccharomycetales, Saccharomycetaceae. The coding region runs from base 1 to 930 and encodes 309 amino acids.
AUGAGCACACCAGCAAAUUUAUUUCCAGGUUUAAGUGAUAUAUCCGAUGUCUUGGAGGAAUAUCCGAUUGAGACGUCCAGAUAUUUGACAUUGCUACAUGAGAUAGAUGCAAAAUGUAUCCACGCUUUACCUUUCCUGAAUGAGCAAAUCCAAGAGUUCGUCAAGUUCACUGGAAAGAAUUCUAAAAUACCUCCAAAGGAGUCAUCCCACCCAGAAAAUAAGUUAGAAAAUUUGAUUAAUAUUAACAGACUCUUUGAAGAACUUAUACCCUCGCUGGAAGAAAAAAUGUAUGUGUCUUCAAUCAUGUUGAAAUCGAUGGAAGAGUUGACUACUAGAUUGGAGCUAGGAUAUGAAGUGGCAUUGAAGAAUGAAGAGAUCCCUGAAAAAUUAAGGAUUGGUGUCAAUAAUCAUCCUGCAAUGCAUUUACAUCAUGAGUUAAUGAAAAAAAUUGAAACGGCAAAGACUGGCACUUCUCAUAAAUCUGCACAAAGCUCCAAAAGUGAAUUAAGAAGGGAAGCCAUGGCCGCAAGCAAAAAACAGCAUGAGACUAAAGAUAAGAGUAGUAAAAACGAAAAGACAGCAGCCACAUCAACAAUUCCUGCCGCUGGAGUUACAGACUCAGCAACAGCAACCUCGGGAAGAAAAAAUGGAAACCACAAUAAUACAGGCCAUGAAUCCAAGAAACGUAAAACUAAUAAAGACAAAAAUAACAGUACUCAUCCAGGGGUCGUAGCGCCAAAACCAAAAGUCAACGAAUAUGGCGAACCAUUAUAUUGCUAUUGCAAUAGGAUAGCAUUCGGAGAAAUGGUGGGUUGCGACGGUGCUAAUUGUGAACUAGAAUGGUUCCAUCUACCGUGCAUUGGAUUAACAACGUUACCAAGAGGGAAAUGGUAUUGCAAUGACUGCAAAAAGACAAAGAAAAACAAUUAG